GAUGCUCCUGAUAGGAGAGGAAGUGGCCGAGCUCCUGCCUCUCGACGGCGACCUUCCUUCGUCAGGCGAACAUCUACAAGCGAGGUCAUCUGGCGAGCCGGUACACGCACGUGGUCAAACGGCAUCCGCUGCCCGCCAUUGUGGAUCUGGAGUGUCACAACCAUGAGAACUGUGGUCGCUCGCCCCUGAUUCCUUCGCCAGUACGCAAGCCUGAUAUAAGUGAGGUGAUGAUCGACCCAACGAUGGAGGACGCCAAGAGGACAGGCCCCCCCGCCCCCCUCAAGGUCGAGCUCGGGAUGUUCCUCGACCAGGCGCUCCUCGAUGUCUUCUCACAGUACCUGGCGAGUGACGAGGAGCUGGUCGACCUCGUCCUCGGACUCGUGAAUAAUGUCCAGGCCCUGUACCGCCACCCUUCCCUCGGCCGGCAGGUGGACCUCACCAUAAGCCACCUGCGCCUCCUGUACACGCAGCCGGAGGACCUCCCUACCUUCGACGGCGAGCGGAUCAAGCUCCUGAAGGCCUUCUGCGACUACAGCAGGAGGAACAACGACCCCGAUGAUGCCAACCCCGAGCAUUGGGAUAUCGGGGUCUACUUGUCUGGACUGAAUUUCUACGUCAAAAACGACGACGGAUCUGAGAACGGCGUCACGAUGGGCCUGGCGUACACGGGCGGCGUCUGCAAGCCCGCCCUCAGCUGUCUUAUCAACGAAUUGGGCGUCGUCGAUUACAGGGGCCGCCCAUAUCCUUCGGCAGGAGCUCUGAGUUCCUACGUCCUCGCGCACGAAAUCGGACACAGCCUAGGUCUUCGCCACGACGGGGUUUCGAACACGUGCGAUCGUAACGGUUUCAUCAUGGCCGCCGCAGAGGUCUUAGAGGCGCCACCACAUGGUCUCCGUGCGCCAGGGAGAAGAUUUCAGCAGCAGCAGGGCGCGUGCCUAAGCGAAGGCGGCGACGUCGGGGAGCAGGCCUGGGACCACAGCUCCUUCGGGGGUCUUCCCGGACAGCGCUGGGAUGCCACCGCCCAGUGCCAACUCUUCCUCAAGGACGCCGAUGCCAAGAUGGAGAAUGUGUCCAGGAUACACGAAGUGUGUGAAUCGGUGAGCUGCGUGUCUCCCCAUCGGAUCUCUGUCAGUUUGGCUGGACCGGCGCUAGAGGGCACACACUGCGGCGGAGAGAACGUAGGCUGGCAGGUGUCCCGGCGCCCCUGCAACAUCCCGCCCCCAAGAACUCCGAGAAGGGAUGCGUGGGACCCGACCUGCGCGUGUCCUUGUGUCCUGACGAGGAGGGCAACUAGAGAAUACCCUGAGGAAGUCAAACUCCGAUUAUAUAAAGCACUGGUCAGACCUAUACUAGAAUACCCACCAGUUCCCUUAAAUACCAUUGCACAGUCCUCGUGGUAUAUCCUCCAAGCCAUCCAAAACAAAGCCAUUCUAUGGAUAAAUUGUGCAAGAUGGCCAAACCCUCGUCCCUCAAUAAGAGAGCUGCACACAUCCUACAAUCUAGAACCCAUUAACACCCGCAUAUGCAGAAUGGCAGAAAGAACCUGGGACCGAUUAGAAUACACAGAAGACGUAAACUAUGAACAAAUAAAAACAGCCCAUCUGAACACGGAAGGAGAACAUCGCUGGUGGCCAAGAAGCCUAACCAGAAUAAGAGAAAACCUCCCUGAACCAAUUUACUCCAGGACAAACAGGGAGUUCGGGAAAGAGGGAGAGGAAUAUGGCUCCACUGCACGACUAUGGCUUCGCUCCUGCCAAUUGCCGAUGGCAGAUGCGAAGCUGUAG
Penaeus vannamei (Pacific white shrimp) is the source of this 1784-nucleotide messenger RNA. The record is from RefSeq and is a predicted model, not a curated record. NCBI's taxonomy places the organism in Eukaryota, Metazoa, Arthropoda, Malacostraca, Decapoda, Penaeidae.